Molecule: messenger RNA, 4025 nt
Organism: Chelonoidis abingdonii (Abingdon island giant tortoise)
Lineage: Eukaryota; Metazoa; Chordata; Testudines; Testudinidae
Source: RefSeq, a predicted model, not a curated record
CAGAACUUCAUGAAAAACCAGCUUCCUUGUUUCCCCUGUAUAAUCAGUUUCACACAGCAAAAAUGCUUUAAGUAUGAACCAAAUGUGAUCAGCUGGGAAUUUAAGCAGAUGUUGAACCAAAGAAAACCAAACACUAAGCAGAUUUGGCAAGUAUGGAUCUUCUAUAUGGUCAUCAGUGCAAAUUGCUCUGAAGAAAAAGCUACGACGCAGGUGUGUCCUUCAUGUGAUGCCACACAUUUCUGUGACUGUUCUUCAAUGGAUUUGAGCACCAUUCCUUCAGGUUUAACAACUGAUGUCACGGGGCUAAAUCUGUCCUACAACAGCAUAGAACAUGUCAGAGAAAAUGAUCUGAAGCUGGGUGUGAAUCUGAGAGUGCUGCUGCUGCAAUCCAAUCAAGUUAGGACAAUAGAUAAGGAUUCAUUUAUUUUCCUUGGAAAAUUGGAACAUUUGGAUUUAUCAAAUAAUAAGUUGACUCACUUCUCAUCCAUUUGGUUUAGACAUCUUUUUUCCUUACAGCAACUAAACAUACAGGGUAAUUUAUAUACAACACUGGGGGAGAAUCCCUUGUUUUCUAAUCUCAAAAAUUUGAGAUCUCUGCACCUGGGGAAUAACAAUUCCUUCUCUGCUAUACAGAAGCAAGACUUUGAUGGCAUUACAGUUCUUGAGCAACUUGAGAUUGAUGGUCAAAGGCUCAGGCAGUACGGGUCAGGGAGUUUGGCAACAAUUAACAGCAUAAAUCAUAUCAUCAUAAACAUAAACGAUGUUCAGGUGUUAUCGGUGAUGUUGGAGGAUCUUAUAAAUUCUGCAGUAUGUAUAGAACUGAGAAAUAUAGCCUUCAAUACAGCUAAUGAAUCUUCAUUACUGGAGCCAAUGAGUCGUUCUGUCAUGGAAAAAUUUGUGUUAAAAAAUGUUUUGUUUACAGAUGCAAGCACUGACAAAAUGUUAAACAUCUUGGUGCAUGCUGAGCAAUUGUUGGAGCUGGAGCUGGACAACUCUAUACUGCAGGGAACGGGACACUGGCAUGAACCAGUUAAAAUAAAGAGAAAAAGCCCCAUGGAAAUUGUGACAAUACAGAGAUUAACUAUAGAAAAAUUUUAUUUGUUUUCAGAUCUUAGCAGUUUGAAAAAUCUUAUAGGUAACAUCACCAAAAUCACAGUUGUAAAUACUAAGGUGUUCUUGGUCCCUUGCAGCAUUUCAAGACAUUUUUCCUCACUCCUUUAUCUUGAUCUCAGUGAAAAUUUGCUUGCAGAUCCAAAUUUGGAGCAUUCAUCCUGUAAGGGUGCAUGGCCCUUGCUGCAAACUUUCAAUUUAAGUCAAAAUACAUUGGGUAAUUUACAAAUGACGGGGCAAAGUCUAUCUCAUCUAAAACACCUUACUCACCUAGAUAUUAGCCAAAACAAUUUUGGUGAGAUUCCAGAAUUGUGUCAAUGGCCAGAAAACCUGAAAUAUUUAAAUAUCUCAGGCACUCAAAUACCCAAAUUAACAACAUGCAUUCCUCAAACUCUUGAAGUUUUGGAUGUUAGUAGUAAUAUCCUCAAUGAUUUUAGAUUAAAGCUACCACGUCUGAAAGAGCUCUAUAUUGCAAAAAACAAAUUAAAGACCUUGCCAGAUGCUCCAUUUAUUCCUAACUUAGUAGCCCUGAGAAUCAGCAGAAACAAAUUAACCAGUUUCUCUAAGGAAGAAUUUGGAUCAUUUAGGAAAAUGGAGACACUGGAUGCAGGUGACAAUAAUUUCAUCUGCUCUUGUGAAUUUCUCUCCUUCAUUCAAUAUCAGGAGGGAAUAGCUAAUGUCUUGGCUAACUGGCCAGAGAACUACAUCUGUGACUCUCCGUCUUCUGUGAGAGGACAGAAGGUAAAAGCUGCUCAACUUUCGCUGUUUGAAUGUCACAGGACUUUGGCCGUGUCCUUAAUUUGCAUUCUGGUGUUCUUGGUAAUCAAGUUUGUUGUGAUCCUGGGCUAAAAACUUCAUGUGAUCUGGUACAUGAAAAUGACCUGGGCUUGGCUUCAAGCUAAAAGGAAACCCAAGAAAUCACACAAUCAUGACUUCUGCUAUGAUGCUUUUGUUUCCUACAGUGAAAGAGACUCAGAAUGGGUUGAAAACUUAAUGGUACAGGAACUUGAGAAUGCUAUCCCCCCAUUUAAAAUGUGCCUUCAUAAACGGGACUUUGUGCCUGGGAAGUGGAUCGUUGACAACAUCAUUGACUCCAUUGAAAAAAGUCAUAAAACUCUGUUUGUGCUGUCAGAGCACUUUGUGCAGAGCGAGUGGUGCAAGUAUGAGCUGGAGUUCUCACACUUCCGUCUCUUUGAUGAGCAUAAUGAUGCAGCAAUUUUGAUCCUUUUGGAGCCCAUUCAGGAGGAAACAAUUCCCAAAAGAUUCUGUAAACUGAGGAAAAUAAUGAGUACAAAGACCUACCUUGAAUGGCCCCUUGAUGAAAAUCAGCAGCAAAUAUUUUGGAAUAACUUGAAAACAGCAUUAAAAUCCCAUGAUGUCAUUUUAGGCUGAACCACUAACUCAGCCACACUAUGUUUCCAAGCAGGACGUUUGUGAAGCCUUUUUCCUGUUAAGAAACAUUUUGUUAUGCUGACUUUUAUUUCAGUGUUGUGGAGGCUUGACUGGACUGCACACUAAACUAAUUUUAGCUUUGCUAAAUGAAGGAUACCAGCUGAGAACAUCCAACUGUUUUAGAGAUUCUUUGGUUUUCUGACCUUUCUGUUAAUAAGUACCCAAGCAUCCCUGUCCGUGAAAAUGCUUUUGGGAAGAAAUUCUGCUGAAGCUGGUGUGCUUCUGUAGUUUCUUUUUAACCAUUCCAUAACAAAUGCAGUUACAGUGCUCUCUCUCUUUCUCUCUCGUAAAAAAGAGAGCCAGCAUGCUGAAACAUACCACAGGAUCCAUUGAUUACAUUGUCUUAUUUGUUUUAGAUACCAUCAGACUAGAGUCAUUCAAGAAAAAUGCAGUGGAAAAGUAGAAAUUGCCCAGUUAGAUAAAAAUAAGAUCUCUGAAGCCAGAUCCUCCCACAGGUAAUACCUUUCAAAGAGAAUAGAUUAAAUAUAUAACUCCAGGGGAAUCAAUGGAUUUAUACCAGGAUUUUUUGUGGCCCAGCAAUUUAAGAAUGAAGCAACUUGACAAAUAUGUCAGAUACUUGAUGUGAAAACUUUGGGAUGUGUCCAGUUUCAAAGGUCACAGGAUCGCUAUGUGUACAUUUUAAUGGUCUAUGUACUUUAUUAUUUCUAUGUGUUUAUUAUUUGUUGUUAUAAGCACUGUAAAAACACUGAAGUCACAGUCCCUGUCCCUAGUAGCUUACCCUAAGAUAUUCAAACAGACAAAAUGCUUGUGGAUGUUGUUAAGUACGCAUCUUUGUUAGGUUUCCUCUCCCUCUUCUCAUGUGCCCAUGCCAAUCUGUUCCACAAUUGCUGCCCCAUUGUUACCCUUCUUUCCUUCUAUCUACCCCACUAAGGUAUAGGUAUAGUAGAUUUGUUUUUUUACAGUGGGAUUUUUUGCACGGAUGUAACCACACCUAUGUAGUGGCACUAGUGCAAACCUCAUGGGUAGACACCACAUUGUUGUAAAAAGUGAGUUUCACCCGCUGUAGUUUAUUUUGCAUAACUGAGGCACCUCAAAUUAGUAAACAUUAUUGCAAAGAUUGGCCAUAAUCUUUCUGUGCCUUAGUUCCCCAUUUGUAAAAUGGGGACAAUAGUACCAUCUCCUAGAGAAGUUGAAGAUAAAUUCAUUAAUGUUUGUAAAGCACCGAAUACCCUGAUGACAAGCACCAUGGAAAAUCCUAUGAGGAAAUGAAUAUUUUUGUAUUCAGUGCAGGGAUUAAAUGGUGUACAAUAAAUUAGGCAUGAGGCGUCACCUUGAAUUAUGAGGUAGAAAAGAAAUAUUGAAGAGUUGCUGAUUUGAUGAGCAACCUUUACUCACUCAUCUCUUAACUUUCAAGUGCUUGACUUCAGAACUUUAAUAAUAUUCUGUUAAUGUAGUAUUUUAUGCAAUUUAUAAAUAUAUUAAAAUAUAUCUUUGUUUUAUUG